This is a messenger RNA of Hyla sarda, 2206 nucleotides long. RefSeq names its product pejvakin-like. Gene Ontology annotation, cellular component: cytoplasm. The coding region runs from base 189 to 863 and encodes 224 amino acids. Gene Ontology annotation, biological process: programmed cell death. The record is from RefSeq and is a predicted model, not a curated record. NCBI's taxonomy places the organism in Eukaryota, Metazoa, Chordata, Amphibia, Anura, Hylidae. The transcript has 5 exons.
GCAGAGGCCGUGCACGGGGCGGGCAGCCAAACUGAAGGCUGCGUGGGGUAUUGUGGGAAUGUGUUGCGUCACGGCCCCCAGUAUAACGGAGGUGAAUGGGGGGUCGAAAGUCACCAGAAACCGUAACUGCUGAGCUUCCUGACUGACAAAAGAAUCGCUGAAAACAUAAUUUCCAUGCAGGAUGGGUGAUGACAAUUGACUUGGAUCACUGUUUAGUUCGUCAAUCAAGAGAAAAUGGGAAGGAAAUCCUAUGUGUGGUCAUGGAGAGCAUUCGGACAACUCGCCAGUGUUCUCUGUCUGUCCAUGCUGGUAUGUGGGGAGAAGCCAUGAGGUUUUACAUAAUUGAUGAGAAAAACCACAAAGGGCGCGACAAAGCUAUUGUAUUUCCCGCGCACACAACCAUAGCGUUUAGUAGCUUUGAUCUGUACAUUCAUCUGGAUGGUCACUUUGAGCUUUGUGUCUCAUCUGCUUCAAAAGGAGGAUUUGAGAAGGAGCCCAGUAGAUCGUUUUCAUUAAACGCUAUACGGAACACCCUGUACCGAACAGGCAUCUUAUUCACCGGAAAAAGAACAAUGGAUAUCAUUGCUAACGCAGAUUCUUACAUGGAUGACAUCUUUUCCGAUUACUAUGACAAGGCUGCUAUCAUGACUGGCAUUUCUACUACAUACAUGCGAGAAGGCGCUCACACUCGUGUUAACCUCCUGACCAAUAACAUUUCCAAGGGACCCUGCGCUCUGUGUGGGAUGGGAAACUCCAAAAGAGAGACUGUAUAUGGCUGCUUCGAGUGCUCGUUCAAUGGCCAGAAGUACGUCAGGCUGCAUGCUGUACCUUGCUUUGACCUGUGGCACAAAAGACUGAAGUGAUCAUUGUACGUGACACGUUUGUGCCCCUAUGUCGAUUCUCAGGUGAACCUGUGCCACAGCUCCCGUCACAUAUAUGCAAAAAGUACUCCUUCGACUACUGAACCAUGCAAGGUGCUCUGUGACUAUACUGUUUAAUUGUCAAUGAUUCAGACGGCCAAUAAGCACACAGUGUCAAAUGGACUUAUAAACUACUAAUCACAAAAAAUAAGAAGUAGACAAUGCCAGCGUUUCGAUGCAGAACAAAAUCCUAAAUGGUAAAAGGAACCUCCUAUCGAGGGCAUAGUUAUGGAGGUAGCAGAGGUAGCGGUCGCACCGGGGCCCUGGUUCCUCAGGGGGCCCCAAAGCACAUCUGUCCCAUUAGAGACCAGUAAUAUACAGUGGCGUCUCUAGGGGGGGGCCAGAGGGGACCAUGGCCCCCCCUACAUCAUGAUUGGCCCCCCCUUGUGCCCCCCCUAGCAGCAGUAGGUCACUAGCAGCUUUCAUGGCCAUCAGGGGGGUACAGCUAGUUCACCAGUAAGGGGUCCGAGCCCCCGCUGCACCCCUCACCCCCCGGAGCCAUCUACUCCGGCAUCCUUUUUUUAAAAUAAAUCUUCAGCCAGCAGUCACCACGCAGAGGCCGCGCUAUGCAGACUGGGAAGAGCAGACAGGAAGCUCCUCCCUCUCUCACUGCCCUGUAUGCUGGACCUUGUGGAGCAGGCCCGCUGUGUGUAUACAGGCCCGGACACCAGUGCCCACUGCUGAUGCUGCCCUUUUAAAGUAAGUAACUUGCUUGGGGGUAGGGUUGCCACCCUGCCGGUAUUUUACUGGCACAGCCGGUAUUUUCAUCUACAUUCUGGGCUGUGCCGGUAAGUUUGGAUGAAAAAUACCGGCCAUGCAAUGGCCGGUAUUUUUCAUUCACUGACAGGGGCGGACUGAGCAGCAUCCCCAGAAGAGCACUUCUUUCAUGACCGGCAACUACAUUUUGCCUGUGACCUGCAGGCUGCCGCACUACAGUUUCAGCCCCCGACACAAAGCCCACUGACUGUCGGGCCGAACAAUGCCCAGGUCUGACACCACCAGCCUGUGACAGGGAGAGCUCUGUGCGAUGACAGGAAGAGAUUGUACAGUGCUGGGGAGGGGGCGUGCACCUCCUGUCUCCUCUCUCCCCCUCCCCCUCCUUCCCUCUGCCGUGCAGUCUUACAACCCUCCAUAGGCAGAGCAGGGAGGGGAGAGGAGGAGAGGCCGUGUAUCCUGUCUCCCUCUGCAGCGCAGGGCGGGUGAGUGUCUGUGUAUAUAUGUGUCUGUGUUUACAUGUGUCUAUGUAUAUGUGUAUGUGUGUCUGUGUAUAUAUGUGUGUGUGUAUA